AUUUUACAUUAAACCAAUCGUCAGUUACUAUAAAGUUGAUCUAUCACAAUACAGUCAAUCUUAUCGGCAAGUCUGCGCGAGCGCCGGACAAUUGCCUUUGCAACACUAUUUUUACUCUGAUCUUGGACGAGCGCCAUCAGCUGAGCUCACGCCAGUUCACUAGUACUAACCCCACAGAUAAACGUACCCGCUCCUACGAAAUUUGAAUAUAUCUUACUAACCCAUAACCUCGACCGAGAACCAUCAAUGAGCCCCCAUUUCAAUGAGAUACGUUCUAAUUUGUGCGUUACAAAUAUACGCCAAGGUUCGUGAAGACGUUUCAGUCCGGGAGAAUGGCGACGUGAGCGCGGACCGCGUCGGCCAUGGCGCGUCAACGAUGGACGCUAGCUCUAAUUUUAAUCUGCCUGCCUAUCCUCGCCACAGUGAUAACCGCAUUCCGUAUACGCGAUUUACCUAAAGGUGACAGUGUGAAACACGAUACAAAAAAGCAAAAGUGUGACGAUUGUGAUGUGAAGGUCGGUCAAAAGUUAAGUAUUGUUAAAAUCGAAAGUGACAGGUUUGCGAGUGAUGAUUUAAAGAAAGCGGUGCGGGACAAACAACCACAUAUCCAACAGAAGGCUGAAUCUAAAUCUGCUCAUAGAUACGAUAUUAGAAGCGACGAAGACGACGACGAUGAUGAUGACAGUGAAUUUUUAAAAACUAAAACCGGAUUCAAACAGGAAUUUCACGCCAGCAAAACGAAAUUAGAGGCAAGUAGUACCAAGUUCUUAAGUAAAGAAGAUGAUGAUGACGAUGACGAUGAUGACGACGAUGACAGUAACCCCAAUUUAUUGAAAAAACCUAAAGUACCCGAUAUAAAAAAGAGUGAUUCGAAACCAAAACAUGAUAUUAAACCAAAAAUUAAGGAAUCUGUUGCAAAACAGAACAAAAAAGAAAAUGACGACGAUGAUGAUAGUAAAUCAAAAGCUUACUCAAAAAAUAAAAUAGAGACAAAAAAACCAGAUCAGAAACUGAAAGAUGUUAAAAGUUCUAAAUCUAAAAAGGAUGAUGAUGAUGACGAUGACGACGAUGAUAAGGGACACAUUUCAACUAAGCCAAAGGUUUCGGAUGUCAAAUCUAGCUCUGCCAAGGUAAAAAAGGAUGAAAAAGUAACGGUAGUAAAAAAAACACUAUCGAAAUCAAAGGAAGUUGACAGUGAUGAUGAUAACGAUGAUGAUGAUGACGAUGAUGAUGAUGACACUGAUGAUGAUGACGACACUGAUGAUGAAGAUGGUAUCAAGAAAACCGUUUUAAAAAAAUCAAAAUUACCGGAAGUUAAAAAGGUAGAUUCUAAACCGAAACUAGACAUUAAAAGUGUACAAAUCAAAGAUUCUGAUGAUGAAGAUGAUGAUGACGACGAUGACGACGACGACGACGACGACGAUGAUGAUGAUGAUGAUGAUGGUUUCGGAAGCACUCUAUCGAGCAUCUUAGAGACAUUUAACAUGCUUGGUUUGAAAAUUGACCCCAGUCUAAACCCAGAAGGCAAUGAACCUAAAAAAACAGAACACAAGAGCAAGGACAAAAAACGAGAUGAUGAAAAACAUGAUGUCAAGCACAAGCCUGAGCAAGUACCCGAUGUAAAAAAAAGUGAUCCUAGAACAGACACACUAAAAGUGAAAGAAACUCCGUUAAAACCUGUCGCAAAGAAAAUGGUUGUUGAUAUUGAUAUUGACGAUGAUGACAGUGAUGAUGAUGAUGAUGAAGAUAGUGACAACGAUGAUGAUGUGCCAAUUUCUAAAAUUAAACCUAAAGUUGUCGUAAAAGACAAGGAGACCUCUGUCAAAAAAUCACCAUUUCCUGAAGCUAAACCACUAAAGAAAGAUGUGAAAAUAGAAGAAAAAGAACACGUCAAACCAAGUGUAGAAACUAAAAAACCAGAUUCUAUUAAAAAGGAAAUGAAAACCAGUGAAGAAGAUAAAAAGAUCGAGAAAGCUGGGGCAAAAGACAGAGCUAAAGGAACUACAGAAACACCAGUAGCAAAAAAGGAGGAUAAAAAGGAACCGAAACCAGUAGAAUCAAAGCCGAAAAAGGAACCAGUGAAAAAAGACCACGAUAAAGAAAAAUCAAGUCGCGAAAAGGAAGAUAAAGACAGUCAGGAAGAAUCAAAAAAGGCUGAAAAGAUCACUUUAGAACAUAAGAAAAAAUAUCCCGUCAAAGACACUUAUAACAUGCAUGAUUUCAAAAAAGAUGCCAAACUCGAUACAGAUAAAAAAUCUGACAAAACAUCAAAAGAAAAGAUAUACGAUAUCCCAGAAAUGUCUUCGUCGACUGAGAGUCAUUUAAAACACGUUACGGAUGCUUUGCAUAGACGGAAUUUGCUCAAAAGCGAAUUUGAAGACUUCUAUGCAUUCUUUCCAACUUUUGCACCAAAUUUUUCUCGAAUUCAUAACCCGGAAUGCAGGCGUCACGGACAGAUUGUGUUGAGGCAAUUACGUGGAACAAAACUAUGGGCACUGAAUAUGCUCGACGCUACGGCGAAGAUUCCCUCGGGUAUCCUGCAAGGUAAUGGAAUCCAGCUCGGAGACUUCGACCAGUGUGUGGGUAGCAGAGCGAGAGUGCAGUUGGAAAGUGGGAGCGUCGUCAAGGUCCAAGGGAAGUACUGCUUGGCGCGGCUCGACGUGAAAGCGGAACAUCCAGAGCUGGAGGCGCCGGUGCAUUUGGCGCAAGCCAAAAACCUGAUAAGAAGUCGGAUCGAUGAUCCAGGUCACUUCGUGCCGCGAUUUUCAACGCUGAGUUGGGGCGUCUGCGUGCCCGCCGCCUGCGACCCUGAGGACGUGGAGGUGGUCAUCAAGGAUGCCGUCAAACACUACCAGCACACCAGCGGCCUGGUCGUGCGCGUCAAAGUUGAUGAGGAAGACUGCUAUGUGGAGGAGGGAGACUGGUGGCAGGAUCUACUUGAGCUGCCGACUAUCUUGACACUAUCGUUCUAUGGUAUCAUUGUUUUGCUGGUACUUGUGGCGACGCUUCAGGACUUUUUUGCUCGAAGAACAGAAGAUCAGGGUGGCGAGGUUGAAGAAGCAGCCGAACAGAAUGAAGAGGACAAAGAAGAAAAGGAAGCACCCAAAAAGAAAUCAGAUUCCUUCUUAAGCUCGUUCUCCCUCUAUUACACCAUCGGCAAGCUGAUUGCUCCAGGAACUGAUGAUGAGAUAUCCUGUAUUCAUGGUGUAAGAGGCAUCGCUACCUUGGCCUUGCUGGUUGCUCAUAAGUUCCUGCCAGUUGCCGUCAUGCCCUAUACUAAUAGGCUAAGGAUUACUGAGCUGGCCAGUUCUCCGAUCUGGUCGUGGUGCCGCGCGGGCUGGAUGUUUACCGACUGCUUCCUGCUCCUCAGCGGCACGCUCACAGCGCACAGGAUAUCUGAUAACACCGGAGCUCCUAGACGAUUGUUUUACAGAUAUUUGAGAUUGACUCCAGCUCUGCUAGCCGUGGUGCUGUUCUACGCCUACGUUUGGGACUAUAUAUCUAGUGGCCCCAUGUGGGGCACCUACGUCACCAAGAACGCUGAGGUCUGCCAGGAGGGCUGGUGGUGGAACCUGCUUUAUAUACAGAACUACUUCGGAUUUGAGGAUAUGUGCGCACCACAAACCCACCAGCUAGCUCUGGACAUGCAGCUUACUAUCCUGGGCUGUAUGUUAGUUUGGCUGAUCGAUGUGAAGAAAGGGUUCUACAAGCUCCUCAUACCAGGUCUGCAUGUCUUCGCCGCAUACUCCAGAUAUACCACCGUGAGAGACCAUCGGCUGACAAUGCUGGCUUACCAUGGAGUCAGCGUGAGCCAGCUGUAUAGGACGGCGCGUUUGAGCUACACGUCGGUACUUCACCGGUCUACACCGUACUUAGUCGGUCUAAGUUUGGGUCUAGCUCUCAAGACUCCUGCGGAACAUGGCAAGUUCAUAUCUAUAGUUGGGUGGUUAUCAAGCAGUGCCCUGUGGUGCCUCGUAUGGUGGGCGGGCAUCGACUCCGGCUCGAUGCAGUACCGCUACAGCGCCACAUUCGCGGCCCAGUAUGCUGCCUUAGCACCUAUCGCAUCUGCACUAGCUAUCGCCUGGGUUAUCUAUGCUGUCCAUAACAGUGGUGAUGGUUUCAUGUCCCGAUUCCUAUGCUGCCGACCGUUGGUGUUCAUCAGUCGUCUCUCCUACGCCCUUUAUCUCUGCCAGUUUAUCGUGUUCAUAACAAAUGUUGGCACCGUCAAGUCAUCUAAAGAAUUCACAAUCAUGUCUUUGAUUGACGUCGAAGAAAUAUCAGCAAUAUUACUUUCAUCAACUAUUCUGACUUUAACAUUUGUCAUACCGAUGCAAUCACUGCAUAAAGUAUUUGCUUUCUCAUUUAAAUCUGGAAGCUCAGAAGAACCUAAAGAAUCAGAAGAAGCUGACCAAGAAAAAGAACCAAAGCAAGAAGAAGAAGUAGAAGAAGUUAUAGAAGCACCACCAGUGAGAAGCCGACAACAUCUCAUAGCUCACAGGGAAGUUCUUGAAGAAAUUCCUGAAACAGAAGUAGAGUAUGAAAACCAACGGGACAGCGAAGGACUUGGGGAAAUUCUAGAGGAAGAAGAGGACGAAGUUGGUGAAGAAUCAAUAGCCAACAUGGAUGAUGAACUGGAAAUAAUCGAAGAAGAAGGAGGCGAGGAUGAGGAAGACGAGGCGUGGCUGGAAAGAGAAGAAUAUCACAGAAGGAGGUCAGAGUCGAGAGAUGAUGACCAAGAUCUCGAUGAAUGGGAGUGGACGGCGAAUGGAAAUCGCAGUGGGGCUCAAUAUUAUCGAUACUCAAGGUAGCGAGGUUUAUGUGUUAAAUUAAAUUUAUCUUUUUGAGUUUUA
Molecule: messenger RNA, 4850 nt
Organism: Trichoplusia ni (cabbage looper)
Lineage: Eukaryota; Metazoa; Arthropoda; Insecta; Lepidoptera; Noctuidae
Exons: 12
Coding region: 363-4808 (1481 amino acids)
Source: RefSeq, a predicted model, not a curated record